Molecule: messenger RNA, 2194 nt
Organism: Cephus cinctus (wheat stem sawfly)
Lineage: Eukaryota; Metazoa; Arthropoda; Insecta; Hymenoptera; Cephidae
Product: tetratricopeptide repeat protein 5
Exons: 9
Coding region: 275-1630 (451 amino acids)
Molecular function (GO): protein binding
Source: RefSeq, a predicted model, not a curated record
GGAUAUGCUUUGUCGACGGAGGUGAUGAUCACAAAAUCGUGCUUGCAGACUCGCCGCUACGAUUUAGCGCCAUGAUUUUGUUAUCGCCCAAAAGGAUAGCGUUGUGCCUCUCGGUACUCAUCUGUGGAACUACAUAGCGUUGAUAUUUUUGUACACCUAAAUAGUAUUAUUAUGAAAUGACAACAAACUGUAAAACAUUCGAUGUAAUCUUUGCGCGAUGGGCUUGUUUAUAGUAAAUUGGUUACGGUGACGUGACGCACAAUACUUGUUAAAUAUGUCUGAAAUAAUAGAUGAAAAAGUCGUUGCGGGGGCUAAAGAUCCAAAUGUUGUCAAAGAAGAUCCUAUCGUAGCGUUGACGGAAAAGGUGCAGUCUCUUUACUUCUUUCGAGAUCAUUACUUCGAAACUCAUUCAAUAGCAGAUGCAGUCCGUAAGAGUAGUGAUGUGGAAAAGAAAAUGAAAGAUACGUUAAUCAAAUUUGAAGAAUGUCACGGAUAUGAAAUAGAUGGAUGUAGAGCACAGUAUUAUUUCCUUAAGGGAAAAACUUUGAAUGUCAUAGAUCGUUUUGUGCCUCAAGCAGAAGAACUCUUAAGUAAAGCUGUAAAGCUGGAACCCAGUUUAAUUGAUGCAUGGAAUGAGCUUGGAGAAUGUUAUUGGAAAAACGAUGACAUCCAACAAGCUAAAAAUUGUUUUAUUGGUGCUUUGCCACACGGUAAAAAUAAAGUAUCUCUGCGAAACUUAUCAAUGGUGCUUCGGCAGGAACCAACUGCUACAUAUGAUCAACAAGUGCAAAAUGUACAACAAGGUGUUGAACGUGCAAAGGAAGCUGUCAGUCUUGAUACAUCUGAUGGUGUUUCAUGGGCUAUUCUUGGAAAUGCCUACUUAUCUUCUUUUUUUACUAUUGUACAAAAUCCUAUGACAUUACGCCUUUGUAUGUCCGCUUAUGCUCAAGCUGAGAAAGACGUAGUUGCAAGGUGUAACCCUGAUUUAUUUUACAAUAAAGCAAUUGCAUUAAAGUAUCAGGAGGAAUAUAAAUUAGCAUUGGAAUCAUUUGAGCAAGCAACAUUAUUAGAUCCAACAUGGAACAUACCGAAAGAUAAAAGAGAUGAACUUUUGAAGUAUUUGAAGGAUGUCAAAAAUUUAGUUAACAGUAAUGGAAGAUUAAAACCUAAAAAACUGCAUCAAAUGAUUCAGACAAUGGAUAAAAAACAAUUAGGAGCAUAUAAAGACGGAUUUUAUACGUCUGGAAAUAAAUUUGUGAAAUUAAAUUUAAUUCCAAUAAAAGAAUUAAUACCUGGCGCAAAUUUGGAGAAACUUAUCUUUGGCAAAGUCGUCUGCUGGAUACAAGAUCCCGAUUGUGUGCCUUUCACUUUUUGCCUCGUUGAUAAGGAUAAGACUUGCAUAGCAGUUACUUUAUAUAAUUUGGCAAAAGGUCGAGGAGUAACAGUUGGAGAUUCUGUUGUUAUUCCAGAACCAUAUCUCACGUGUCACGACUUCUCUUACGGGGAUGAUACAUUUAAUUUCAAAUCCAUACGUGUUGAAACGCCAGUUGUGCUAAUCCUUAAUGGCAGAAAAAUGGGUCGAGAGCAACAAGCCAGUACGAAGUUAUCAACAUUUAAAAAAACGGACUAAAGCUGCCAACGACCAUCCUGGAAACAAUACAUGUAUUAUGAUGAUCACAAAGUGAUAAAUGAAGAUCAUCCACGAUUGCAGAAAAAGUACAGCAUGGAAGAGGAUAAAUAUCUACGUGACACCUUUUUUUAUACUGCAAAGAUAUCAUUACUCCCCAUGCAUGUCUCUUAUCAAAAACGUUUUUCCGCAAUCUUACAUUCUCUUUGAAGUCCAAUCUCAACACUUCAAACAUGUGCCUACUCAGAACUGCACAAAUUGGGAACAAAAUUUCUCCUUUUCAUUUUUCUUUCCAUAUUUUUUUAUGCCACAUUAUGUCUACUAAUCAUAUUGAACAAUAUUCUCAUUAACCAUUUUCACAAACGUAUGCCAGCAGACUGUAAUUUGUAUUAUUAACACCAGGUCAUACGUAGAGCAUUGACAAUCAUAAUCGUAAAAAAAUACUUAAUUCAUCUUAUUAAUCCAGUACGAUUAUGAACACAAAAUUUGAUUUAUAUUUGUUUGUAGUUAUACAAAACUAGUAUUUACAUAUUUUUCAUUCCGUAUUAAAUCGUUGACGACACGGAA